Molecule: messenger RNA, 2489 nt
Organism: Sclerotinia trifoliorum
Lineage: Eukaryota; Fungi; Ascomycota; Leotiomycetes; Helotiales; Sclerotiniaceae
Source: the annotation of a GenBank genome assembly
GGAAAAGGGAUUUGCUGCCAUGAAGUUAUUUGGAGAAAGUGUGGCUGGUUUAUCUGUGGCGCAAACUCGUGAAAUCAAUUUAAAUUUAUGUUAUUGGAGCGCGUCGAACCGCGUCAAAACGCGUCUCCCAAAUCUUUCUAAAAUGGUUAAAGUUGACCAAACUCAAUUGUAGAGUAUCAACGCUUCUUAUACACAACAACCUCACCAUGGACGAAUUCGAUAAUGAGCUCAAUCAUUUGUUCUCCUCCGCAACUGCUUCAGGUGGCCCUAUUGAGGCAGAUGUACUCGCAGAGUUACAAUCAAUUAUGCGACUGCACUCAAUACCCCCACAAGAACUUUUUUACAAGUGGGAAUCAUACAGCAUUAAGAUGGGACAAGAUGAUAUGAAAUUGGAUAUCGAUACUGUUAGAGCUCUCAAGCAAAAUGUACAAGACGGACUCGAGAAGGAAAAUCGGAAAACUAAGGCUCAUAUAUCAAAUAAAAGAAUGGGAGUUGCACCUCGAAAUGUUGGAGGUAAUAAUGAUGUUUUUGGAAUGUAAGACCGUCUUAAAAAGAAAACCUGAUAUUGAUCUCUUCUCAUGGCAUCCUAGGUUAGAUAUCACGCCAAAUACUCCCCGAAGUGGGAUGAGUUCACGGCCGAAACGUAAAUUCGAGACACCUUCCAUAUCGAGGAUGAAAGCGGAACCGGCUAGUAGUCCCUCGGACUUUAGGACAUCAAGCAACCUAAAAGAUACUGGCACUGGCGCUACGCAUGCUCCGUAUGUUGUCAUUACCGGUUAAAUUCGGCAGAUACUGACAGGCUGUAGCACCUCAUUCAACGAUCGACCGCAUGCUGGCCAAACUGUUGAAGUUCUGAAUGACCACCUCGAAGUCCCAGAGCCUCCAAUCGCUCCUUACCCGGAAUCAAGAAUUAAACUUACGGCAAAUUCAGAUAUGAAGAAGUUAUCUUACAAGACAAUGGCGAUGAAAUCAUCGGAAGCCUCAGAAAUAUUGGAUGACCGGAUAGACGAAUUUAUGCUUCUCAUACAGGCACAUCAUAAGCUGGAAGACUCAGAUUUUGGCAGUGCAGCAAGUCAAAGUACAAAUGAGAUAGUAGCUGUCGGGAGGAUUGCAUGCGACUCUGCUGAAGGAAAGCUUAAUCCUUCUUCAAUUGUACUUGAGACCUCACGAAGGAUGGGUGCAGGAUUGCGAAUACCACUUAAAAUUGAUAAGAUGAGAGGAUUUAAAUUCUUCCCCGGGCAAAUAGUUGCGUUAAAGGGGAUAAAUGCUUCGGGUGAGGAUUUCACAGUAAGCGAAAUUCUUGAACCUCCCCUACUCGGUGUUGCUGCAUCAACGCCUGCCAGUCUUGAUGACCAUGUUCGAAGACUCCGAGGUGGCUCAGAUGCAAUGGAGGAUGAUUCUGACCCAGCACCGCUUAAUAUCAUCAUAGGGAGUGGACCCUUCACAGCAGAUGAUAAUCUGGACUUCGAGCCUCUACAUGCCAUUUGUACCCAAGCAGCGGAUAACUACGCAGAUGUACUAAUUCUCACCGGGCCAUUUCUUGAUAUCGAUCAUCCACUAAUUGCAAGCGGAGACUUCGAUCUACCCGAGGAAGUUCUGGCGAACCCAGAUUCCGCUACUAUGUCUGCCAUCUUUAAACUUCUCAUCACCCCAGCCUUCACUCAACUCACUUCCACUCACCCCAGUAUAACUAUCCUCCUCAUUCCUUCAGUCAAAGAUGCCAUCGACAGACAUGCCGCCUGGCCUCAGGAACCCUUUUCCAGAAAAGACUUUGGCCUUCCUAAAGCUGUCCGCGUCGUUGGUAAUCCUAUGACUAUCGCCCUUAACGAGAUAGUGAUGGGUAUCUCCUCCCAAGAUAUUUUGUAUGAGCUUCGACAUGAGGAAAUUGUCGGCGGAAAACCGCAGGAUUCUACUUUGCUUGCACGUUUACCCAAAUAUCUAAUCGAGCAACGACAUUUCUUUCCGUUAUUUCCACCGGUUCAGAGAUCUCAGUUACCGAAAACUGGAACGGAGGACGGUAUACCUGUGGGAGCGAUGCUUGAUACGAGCUUUUUGAAGCUGGGAGAGAUGAUCAAUGUGAGGCCGGAUAUGUUGGUGGUACCAAGUUCACUACCACCCUUCGCUAAGGUAUGUGAUAUUUAUAAGGACAUUUACAAUGGUCGCGAGCAUUUGUCUUGAAAUCAAAUUGCUGAUACCUGAGAUUUUUAGGUCCUAGAAAGUGUGUUAGUGAUCAACCCAGGAUACUUAUCGAAAAGAAAAGCAGCCGGCACAUAUGCCAAAUUGACAGUAUACCCAGCGUCGAUGACGGAGCAAGAAAGAACACAAGGAACUAUGAUUGGUCAUAAGUUGUUUGAGCGAGCUCGUGUAGAUAUUGUGCGGAUAUGAUAUAGAUUUCUUCAAGUUAUAUACUAUCAGCGAUAGAGAUUAAAGGCUGAGUUAGCAUUAAUUUCUUGUUCUAAAUUAUAAAGCUCAUCAUUCUAAAGCUAUUA